AAAAGGUUUGGGGAUCAGUCUUCCAGACAGAAUAAUCAUGGAGCCUUCAAAAGUGUCCGUCUUGGCUCUUUUCCUGCUCAUGGUCUUUGGAACAGCUGCAGCCAAAGUUGAAGAGGAGAACCCAGACUUCUGGAGAUUGCAGGCAAAGAAGACUUUGCAAACAUCUUUAAAUAGGAAGCAGAACACCAAUGUGGCCAAAAACAUCUUGUUUUUCCUUGGAGAUGGUAUGGGAAUCACAACGUACACAGCAGCUCGUAUCCUCAAGGGACAACUGCAGAACCAAACAGGGGAGGAGACAGUGAUGACCAUGGACACCUUCCCCAAUGUGGGCUUGGCUAAGACCUACAGUGUGGACUUCCAGAUUGCAGAUAGUGCUGCCACAGCCACUGCUUAUCUAUGUGGGGUAAAAACCAACCUGAACACCAUCGCCGUCAGCGCAGCAGCUCGAAAUGGUGUUUGUAAGAGUCAGAAGGGGAAUGAAGUCACAUCUAUCCUGAAGUGGGCCAAAGAUGCAGGCAAGUCUGUAGGCAUUGUGACGACCACGCGGGUGCAACAUGCAACUCCGGCCGCCAGCUACGCCCACAGUGCCAGCAGGAAGUGGUACAGUGACGCUGACAUGCCUGCUGCUGCCAAGAGAGACGGCUGCACUGACAUUGCUUUUCAGAUGCUCAAUAACACAGACAUAGAUGUGAUCAUUGGUGGCGGGAGAAAGUACAUGACCCCCCGAGGUACCAGGGAUCCGGAAUACCCCAGGGACUAUUCAUCUAGGGGUAAAAGACAAGACAAACGCAACCUCAUCAGUGAAUGGCAGAACCAGAAAAUAGGCAAGGUAGCCCAUUAUGUAUGGAAUAAAACCGAUUUUGAUGCUGUCAACCCAGAAACCACAGAUUACCUCAUGGCUCUGUUUGAACCUGGUGAUCUGCGAUUUGAAGCUGAGAGGGACCCCAACAUGGACCCAUCCAUCGUUGAGACCACGGAAAAAGCCCUCCGCAUCCUCAGGAAAAACCCUAAAGGCUUUUUCCUUUUAGUGGAAGGGGGCCGCAUUGACCAGGCUCAUCACAAUGGCCAAGCAUACCUGGCGCUACACGAGACGGUUGCAUUCGACUAUGCCAUUGCCAAAGGCCUUGAACUCACCAAUGAAGAGGAAACACUCACUAUAGUGAUGGCUGACCAUUCCCACCCACUUACCUUCAAUGGAUACCCAUUUCGAGGACAAAGUAUUCUGGGGAAAUCUCCAUUGUGGGCCAAAGAUAUGUUACCAUACACCACACUUAUGUAUGGAAAUGGACCUGGACACAAAAUCAUCAAUGGCACACGACCCGACAUCCGCCAUGUCAACACAAAAACGAAAGAGUAUGUCCAGCUGUCAGCAGCGCCCUUAGACUCAGCUACACAUAGCGGAGAGGACGUGGCCGUGCUGGCCCGUGGACCUAUGGCCCAUCUCUUCCAUGGCGUCCAAGAACAAAAUUACAUUGCCCACGCCAUGGCCUAUGCUGCCUGUGUGGGGACAGACCUGAGGCAUUGUCGUGGGAAAACAACUCCGCCUUUGGCUCACACUACCCUCAACAGUGAUAAUAACAGUGCUGGAGGAGCCUGGACCUCAACGGCAUUGAUCAGUGGGCUCCUUAGUGCAGCACUGCUGGCCCAUAAUGUACUGAUGUAA
Messenger RNA from Syngnathoides biaculeatus (alligator pipefish), 1663 nucleotides. It is a transcript of the gene alp3, whose product is annotated as alkaline phosphatase 3. The coding region runs from base 38 to 1663 and encodes 541 amino acids. The transcript has 11 exons. Gene Ontology annotation, molecular function: alkaline phosphatase activity. Gene Ontology annotation, cellular component: plasma membrane. The record is from RefSeq and is a predicted model, not a curated record. Lineage: Eukaryota; Metazoa; Chordata; Actinopteri; Syngnathiformes; Syngnathidae. Gene Ontology annotation, biological process: dephosphorylation.